AGCGCUGCGGAAAUUCCCACGUUUGUACGAGAAACGAAGAGGCGGAGAAAACAAGAAAAGGACUCUGCACUCGGUGCCACUUCAACAGCGCACCAAGUGAAGGUGUUCUGCGGAAGCUGCACUGCAAAGCGGAGCGGCCCCACGAUCAUAGCGUGUGUGUGAGAAGGUGGGUGCGUGCUGCCGCCUUAUAGAGAAGUGUGGCCGAAAUUCAGCAGAGCUAUUUUAGUGUUAUAUUUGUGGCGCCUGCUGGUCACCCGGACCGCGCACCCGUCAAUCCGGAAGUGCCACGCGUCCAUAAACUCCUGCUGUACGCGCUGACGCCCUGAUUGGUCCAGUGGUGUCUCUUUCAUAAUUUCUCCUUCGUGCAAUUCUAUCUCCCACGCGGAGUAAGCCAGUCCAAAAAAAAAAAAUGGAGGACCUCUUCGACGUUGACGCGACAAACCAGCGGCAGGAGCCGGUGCUGGACGUGACGAGCCACGCCUUCCAACCCAAGAAGUACAUCCAACGCGUUCUCGCCGGCGUGCCGCACGCCAUCUUCGAAGGCGAACUCGUUGACAAGGUCGGCCAGGCAGAGGAGGACACCGGUGAAGCGCUCAAGCAGCUCAUCCGCGAUAACCUUGCCGUCUUCGUGAACUCCAAAGACGCGAUGGACGCCGUCUACCACUCUGACCAGGAACUGUUUACCGGGGAGGCGUUGGACGGCAUUACGAACUCGUUUAAGAGCGCCACCGGCAGCUGCGACGCACUCGUGCAGCCGAUCACCGCCACCUUCGUGGAGGUGCAGAAAAGCCGCAAGAGCCAGGACAUGCUGGAUAAGCUGUUCAGCGUCUUGGGUGUCCCCGGUGCGAUUUAUGGCUGCUGUGGGGUGAAGGUGGCGUCACGCCGCGCCGCGACCAUCGGGGCGUUGGGAACGUCCGACACGAGCGAUAUCGAGAAGGAAGACGGCGACGCGGCGGACGGCGAGGGAGCGGCGGCGGCGAAGGAAGACGAGGAAGGGGAAGAGGGAGAGGAGGGCGAACGCGAUCGCAGCCGCAGCCACAACGAGCCACAAGACGGUCCGAGAAGGAAGACAGCGUCUUCGCAGCGCGGCGGCGCUCCCAACAACGACGACAGCAACGUGGAUGAUGAGGAGGAAGAAGACGAAGACGAAGACGAUGAGGCCGGUGAUGAUCGGAGCGAUAGAGACGUGGAGGCAGAGGGGCGGUCGGGCCCUGGGAGGCCGUCCACCGUGCACGGCACCCUAGAGAACCCGGGAGGGACGACGAACCUCGCUCAGAUCUUCGUCUUCACACAAGAUGAAGAAAUCUACUCCUGGUACGGCACCCCGCUUGUCCGCCUGAGGGACGUCGAUGCGCGUCGUCACCACGUCGAGGAGGUCAGUAACUACGAGACAGCUAUUUUAAACCUGCGUCGGGCCAUGUUGUACGUGGAGGAGACCUACUCCUUGAUGGAUGGCACCAUGCUGGCCGGCGAGGACGGCGAUGUGCCACGACCUACGCCUCCACCUGCUGCUGCUGCAGUUGCUAAUGAGAGCCGAGGUGCCCCUUCUCCAGGUGGUCAUGCUGGUCCUACAAGUGGGACUCCUUCCCCCGCUCCACCACAGACAGCGGCGACGGCAACAACCACCGCCGCUGCGUCCACCUUCAGCACCGCGCGCCGCAGUACGUUUGCUUUCAAAUUUGCGCUGGCGCUGCUCCGCUCCGCGCUGUAUCUCUGCCGACAACUCGCGGAAGAGCUCGUCUACGCGAACCCGGCGGACACCGUGCUGAUUGAGGACACGCUGUCGAUGAUGAUGGACGCGAGCAUCGCCACCGUCAAGCUGCGCCACCUUUGUGGAGUGCUGCAGCAAUCGAUGGAACCUGGUCAACAACAGCGGAACUCCUUGACGAAACUGCGCACCCAACUCAGUGCAGCAGCAGCAGCAGCAGCCACGACGGCUACAAACGCGGCUUCUGGAGCAUCACCGCUGCGGGAGCCCGUCAACAGCAACCCUUUCGGGGCAGCGUCUCCGAAUAACAUCUCCGGCGUCUUCGCCUCCGCCUCCUCCUCUGCCUUCGACUCCUUCUCACCGGCGUCCGGCAACACGUCGAGCGCCACUGCUGGGGUUACUCGCGCACGUCGCCGCACUGCAGCCUACCUGCACCCCGCUCAGUAUUUCAUCUCCAUAGUGCAGAGGCAGCACCGGCACCUCUUCCACUCCAGCGCGACGGCCCUCCUGCAAGAGGCGAAUGCGUGGAUGUGGAAGGCGCAGACGGACGCCGCACGCGGACUGGAGGAGCGCCACCGCCAGCGCGAGCAGCAGCGAAAAGUGCGCGCCGCUGCGGCGAACGGCGUCGACACCGCUGAGGACGCCGCCUCGCCGCUGGGCACGAUGGGGACCCUUGGGCACAACUUUGCGAACUCCUUCAUGGGCGCGAGUGUGGCCGCGGACGGCGGCUUCAUUGGCAACUCGAAGGACUCCUUCUCGCAGGACACAUCGUUUGGGUGGGUGAACAGGCGAGGCGGUAACGGGCAAUCCUCCCGUGCCGGAGGCAGCGACGCCGCCCUGCAGAGCCUCGGCGCCAGCAACGGUGGGACCGGCAGAAGCAGCAGCAACGCAGGCGCACAGCCGCAGCACGCCAGCCUCGUGCCGGAGAUGUUUGUCGCACGCGUGCUAGACGCCUUCAACACGCCGGAGUCUCCCUUCUCUACAACGACGGAGUUUAAGGUAGGCACCUCUGACAUGGACGCGGUGCUGCUUUCCAGCUGCCUGCAGGUCCGCAUGCACGCCGCCUCGCUGCUGAGUCAGCUCUUCACACACGCGGACGUUGAGUCGGCCGUGAUGGCGCAGGCGACGUCGCUGAACACCUUUGCACUGCGUCUGUGCGCCGAGUGCGUCGGCACGCUGGAGCACGUCGUCGGGUCGUACUGGGGCGGCAUCGCCACUACGCUGCACGCCGGUGUGUUCGACUUUGUGCCGGAUGGAACGUUGAAGGACAUGCUAGCGGAACUGCUCGAGGACGACGACGACGGAGAAGGAGAGGCGGCUGGCGCCGCGACGGCGAUCGAUGUCAACGGGUUGCAGCGGUCUCCCUCCACGACGCUGGGCAGCCAUGACGGUGGCGGCGUGAGCACCAUGCACUCCCGCAUCCCGAGUGCACUGGACCGGUCCGACUCGCACCAACGCGAGCGCGGAGACGCACCUCCCACCGCCGGCAACGUCGACGGCAGCCGCAGUGCAGACACGCGGAUCGCCGGCAUGGGGUCGAGCUCCUCCGAUCCGCUGCCGCACCUCCGCUUCAUACCCACCCUGCAACAGGCCUUGCAGAAGGCGCCGGCCAAGCCACACCCGUCGGUCCCACCGCGCCCCGCCUCCCUGCGCGACAUCUCCAUCCAGGCAGUUCACCAAAUGAUCAGCGCCGCCGCCAACACCCUCCUGUCGCUUUUUAUCACCUUCAUCAACAAGGGCGUGGUAGACGGUUUUGUCGGCACGAUGGCGCGCUACCGCGUGAGUGACGCCGCACGCUACAGUCGCAACGAACGGAUGGAGCUGCACGCCGCGGUGCUGUAUGAGGUGCUGCUGGGGCAGUGGGAGCGUAUGAUGAGCCUCGUCAGCGACUCCGUGUUGCGGCUGAAGAUUGUGAUGGCCGAGUCGAGCAGCUCCGCCACCAUCAACUCUGACAGCCAGGUCGAGGAGGUCGGCAACCUUCUGCAGGAGCUGGAGGUGCUCCGCUCGACCUGUCUUCGCACUUACCUGCACGGGGUCGGGGUGCUGAGCAAGGCGUACCUGACGAUGCUGCCACUGCUGCAGCGGCGCACCGACACCUCGCUCGACACGCGGGUGCGCUCCCGCGUGAGCCGCGACUCCGUCUCCUCCAGCGUCGUCCACAAGCUACUGAACGUGCUGGCGGUGGUGGUGGACCGGUGCGUGCCUUUCUUCACGCGCGACGCGGAGGUGUUCGACAGCGUCGAUCUCUUCUCCGUGAAGGCGGAGAACCUCCUCGCGGAGGACGACGACGACGAUCACGCCUCCCGCGGUGGUCGCGGGGGCGUCGGCGGGAGUGGACGGGGUGGAGUUGCAGGGCGGCGACUGCGAGUGAUGCGAUCGCGUCGCGGCGGUGCCACCGGGACGGCGUCUCCGUCCUCCACCGCAGCUGACGGCUCCCGUCGCCCCAGCAGUGCCGCCGCUAUAAACGUGUCCCCUGCGCCGUCCGUGGGCGGCCCCGACACCGCCACCGACCCCGUCUCCGCAUUCCUCGCCCAGUUCCACAGCAAGCUGGUGAUGGAAAGUCUGCAGGACCACGAGGAGGUCGUCCUGGCGCUGCUCUCGCACCUGCUGCUGGCGUUUGUGGACAUGCUACAACUGAAGUGUCGUACCGCGACGACGGACGGCAGCGUGGCGCCCGAGGAGCGGGAGCGCAGCGUGGUGGAGUGCAUGGCUGACACCCUCAGCCUCGCUACGACACUCACACCUAUUCUGAUGGAGCACCUCCUGUCACCCUGCUUCUUUGAACUCCUCGCGCGGCAGCUGCCGGAGGUGGCGUCUAAUCCGGCAGAAGUCGCCGCCUACCUCCAGAACAAGCAACAGCAGUACGUUCAGACCUAUCUCUCCGUCGUGGAGGAGCACUGCCAGCUCGCCGUUGAUGCCAUGAUGAACACGUACUUGGCGCUGGCGCAGCAGCCCAUCACGGACCUGGUGCGUCGGCAAGGGUUUGUGCAGCCCCUCUUCGACUGGCAGCGCGUGUCGCCGCACACGACGGCGGCGGUGCGGCCGUACAUCGCGGAUGCAAUCGCCUGCAUCGCCCGCGCGCACGAGACCCUCAACGCGAUUCGACAGCCGAUUCUCGGCAGUGCCGCCACGCAGCGCCUCAUCGCGCACCUCGCGCGUGUGUUCCUCACGUCGUUCACGAGUGACAUCAACGUGUUUGAGCUCUCCGUGGAGUGCAGCACCAACUUCCUGGUGUUGGGGCUGACGCUGCUGGAAGCGGAAGCGCUGACCAUCUUGAAGGUAGUGGACUCUGUCAUGGACCACGCGGCGGCCAACCCAGCCUCCAGCGAACUGUCCACUGAGCUCGUGUUGGCGAGGGAAAGCCUGUCGACCUUCGCACCGGCCUUAGGCGUCUACGCGAACUCCGUUUGCGAGACUAUCACAGCUACCUACGGCCGCGAAGGCGCAUCCGAGGCGGCGCUCGCCGUCAGCUUCUUAGCACGCGACAAGCGGCAGGAGCGGCGGGACAGCAUGGUGCAGGCCGCCGUCCACACGCUCGGCUACACGCUGGAGGCCAUCAAUGUGGAGCUGGAGGAGUCCUCCUUGUCCAGCGCGGGUCUGCUGCAGAUGCGCAGCUCCGUGACGGAGAGCAUCGUGCAGCGGCUGGAGCACCGCAACGAGGGCUACGAGAUGCGCCGCGCCAAGGCAGCCCAAAAAGAGCAGGAGAGGAAAGACGCGGAGAAGCGAGCGAGCUCGGCCGCGAGCGGCAGGCGUAAGAAGGCAACGGCAGCAGCAGGAGUCGAUACCGCCGAAGAAGCGGAGGGCACGGCUGGACGGCGUCGUGUUGUGCGCCGACGGCCAGAUGAAUUGAAGCCGCUGGUGUCCACGGACACGGACGUCGCAGGCGAGGAUGCCGGUGGUGCCGUGCUGACCCCGCGCACGGCCCAGGAGAACAAGGAAACCUCCAGCGCCAUCGCGGCGGCCAGCAACGUCUUCCAACUCGCGCAGGAUCAGCAGCACAGGACGAAGGGACGGAAGGUGCGAAAGGUGCGGAAGGCCGCGGUCGCGUUGGACGAGGGUGCGGCAACAGACGCGGCGGCACCGACGUCAGAAACCUCUCCUUCUCCGCUCCUCGCUGCCGCUGGUGCUGCUGCGACAACAGCGAAGGCACGCGUCACACCGCCCACCGCCAACCGCGGCGGCAACGACGCCGACGACGCAGAGGCGCCAUUGCGAUUGCGUUCGGCGCGACGGCCCCGUCGUGGUGCUGCUGCGAGCGCCAGCGCAGAGGCAGACAGUGUCGCAGAGCCGCAUGAGAGGCGCGCCAACCGCUUCCGUCGCUCCAACGUAGUGUGA
Leptomonas pyrrhocoris is the source of this 6043-nucleotide messenger RNA. RefSeq lists its product as hypothetical. Gene Ontology annotation, biological process: Golgi to plasma membrane transport; exocytosis. The record is from RefSeq and is a predicted model, not a curated record. Gene Ontology annotation, cellular component: exocyst. NCBI's taxonomy places the organism in Eukaryota, Euglenozoa, Kinetoplastea, Trypanosomatida, Trypanosomatidae. The coding region runs from base 410 to 6043 and encodes 1877 amino acids. The transcript has a single exon.